AUGUUCAUCUUCUCAAGAGUUCAAGUUGUAUACUUUACCUUAUCAUUUCUUCUUUGUUCUGGAAGUCACCUUGUAAGAAGAGCAUUUUACAAACAUAUGGUAAUAUGUAGAGGAUUUAGACCUAUAGGAAUGUGUACCAGAGAGUAUUUUCCAGUCUGUGCAACCAAUGGGCGUACUUAUUUCAACAAAUGCACUUUCUGUUUAGCAUACAGAGAAAAUGGUGGUUCAUUUACUAUGUCACAUUUUGGCAAAUGCUGA
This is a messenger RNA of Mastomys coucha (southern multimammate mouse), 258 nucleotides long. Its product is annotated as ovomucoid-like. The record is from RefSeq and is a predicted model, not a curated record. Gene Ontology annotation, molecular function: protein binding. Lineage: Eukaryota; Metazoa; Chordata; Mammalia; Rodentia; Muridae. The transcript is spliced from 4 exons. The coding region runs from base 1 to 258 and encodes 85 amino acids.